UGUACUCUCCCUCCCUAUCUCUCCCCCUUGCUCUCUCUCUCCCUGGCUCUCUCUCUCUCUCUCUCUCUGUGUGGGGAGGCUGCCUGGCUGUGUAAUGACAGCAUAGUGCGACAGGAGCCCGAUCGGCGGGAGGACCGCAGCAGAGCACGGAGCUGGCCAGAGAACGAGCGAGCGAGAGAGCGAGCGACCACGCGUGACCGGUGACCAUGACGACAGAAGCGGGUUCGGAGACGGAGGUGAAGAAGGAGCCGGAGAAGGCCGAGGAGCAGCCAGCCGCCCCGGAGCAGGAAACGGCGGCGCCAGCGGCGGAGCCCGCCCAGGAGGAGCAGCCGGAGCCGCCCGCCGAGGAGGCGCCCAAGGAGGCGGAGAAGACCACGCCCGAGGAGAAGAAGAAGGAGAAGGAGCAGCAGCAGCCCACGGGCAAGGGGAUCUCCAGGUUCCUCCCCCCAUGGCUUAAGAAGCAGAAGUCUCAGAGCCAGGAGGGACCCAAAGACAGCGCCCCCCCCAAGGAGGAGGAGAAGCCGCCCGAGGGCACGGAGGCGCCCCCCGACGAGGCCCCGCCCAAGCAGGACGAGAAGGAGGAGAAGCACUCCAUCGGGAGCGCCGACACCCAGCCUGCCAAGGAGGAGAAGGGCGAGGACUCUUUGGAGAAGGACGCGGAGCAGAAGGAGUCGGACGAAAAGGCAGAGGAGGUGAAGAAAGAGGACGAGCAGAUCGUGAAGCCGGAGGGCAAAGCGGACAAGUCCCCGCUGAAGCUGACCAAGAAGAUGAAGACGGUGGUGUGUCAGGUGACCAUGCUGGACGGCACGCAGUUCCCCUGCGAGGUGGAGAAACGGGCGAAGGGCCAGUACGUCUUUUUCAAAGUGUGUGAGCAUCUCAACCUGCUGGAGAAGGACUACUUCGGGCUCUGCUUCCAAGACGCCAGCGACCAAAAGUGCUGGCUGGACCCCACGAAGGAGAUCAAGCGUCAGAUUCGAAACUCUCCAUGGCAGUUUGCAUUCAAUGUAAAAUUCUACCCUCCUGAUCCCUCCCAGCUGACUGAAGAUAUUACCAGAUACCUCCUGUGCCUUCAGCUCCGCCAGGACAUCGUCUCGGGGCGGCUGCCCUGCUCCUUCGUCACCCACGCCCUGCUGGGCUCCUACGCCCUGCAGGCGGAGCUGGGCGACCACGACCCCGACGAGCACCGCCUCGACUACGUCAGCGACUUCCAGUUCGCGCCCUCGCAGACCAAGGAGAUGGAGGAGAAGGUGGUGGAGCUGCACAAAACUCACAGGGGACUGACUCCAGCUCAGGCAGAUGCCCAGUUCUUAGAAAACGCCAAGAAGCUGUCAAUGUACGGAGUGGAUCUCCACCAUGCCAAGGACUCGGAGGGGGUGGACAUCAUGCUCGGGGUGUGUGCCAACGGACUCCUGAUCUACAAAGACCGACUCCGAAUAAACCGCUUCGCGUGGCCGAAAAUCCUCAAAAUCUCCUACAAACGCAGCAACUUCUACAUCAAAAUCAGGCCGGGAGAGACGGAACAGUUCGAGAGCACCGUCGGCUUCAAGCUGCCGAACCACCGCGCCGCCAAGAAGGUGUGGAAGGUCUGCGUGGAGCACCACACCUUUUUCAGGUUGAUGAGCCCCGAGCAGCCCCCGAAAGCCAAGUUCCUCACCCUGGGCUCCAAGUUCCGCUACAGCGGGCGCACCCAGGCGCAGACGCGCCAGGCCAGCACCCUCAUCGACAGGCCGGCCCCCUACUUCGAGCGCACCUCCAGCAAGAGGGUCUCCCGGAGCCUAGAUGGAGCCCCCGUGGUCAUCAUGGCGGACCAGGCAGACUCCUUGGGCCCCUCCCUGUCCGCCGGAGACAAGGAGAACGGCCGGGACCCCACCCUGGAGCUCCCCUCCGAUUCAAAGGUGGAGGAGGAGCCCAGCGAUGGCACGGCGGGCGUCGCCACAGAGGCUGAGCUCGUCGAGACGGACAGAGGGGACUCGCUUCAGCAGAAGAGCAAGUUGAGAGUACAGGGGGAAAAUAUAUAUGUCAGACAUAGCAAUCUAAUGUUGGAGGACCUGGAUAAGACCCAGGAGGAUGUAUUGAAACAUCAGGCUAGCAUUAGCGAGUUAAAGCGCAGUUUUAUGGAGUCCACCCCCGAGCCGCGCCCCAGUCAGUGGGACAAGCGCCUUACCGCCAGUCCCGCCACCAGCCUGCGGCUGCAGCUGCAGGCCCAAGCGAGCUUAGAAGAGGAGAUAGCCUCCAUUUUAUUCAGUAAAUCGAGCUUUUUCUCUGGUCUGGCUGGCCCCUUCGCUACCAGCACGCAAGCAGCAGAGGGCGCUGUUGCAGUAGUCUCUGCUCCUCUGGCCCCACGCUCUGUCGAGAAAACUCCGCCCAGAACUGACGGCGUGCUGCCCGACAGCAAAGAGGAGGACAAGAGCGCAGAUGACAAACAGAAACCAGAGCCAGGCGAGCAGGCAGAGGUUGAGAUAGAAGAGACUGUAGUCAUCGAGGAGAUCAGGAAAGUUCCCAAGGUCAAGGUCGCGACCCCCGAGGCCGCCCCCGUCGUGCUCGUCACCGCCGCCGCCGUGGAGGAGGAGCCGAAGAAGGAGGAGGGGAAAGCGGCCAAGGAGGAGAAGAAGAGGGCCAGCCGGGAGGCCAGCACCUCCUCGGACAGCCACAGCGAGAGCGAGGAGGAGGCGGAGUACCGCCCCGAGGCGGCCGGCGUCUCCGCCCACCAAAUCAAAGAAGAGCCCGAGGAAGAGGAAGCGGAGGAAGCCCCGCCCCCAGAGCCCACGGCCGAAGCUCCGCCCACCACGGCGGACGCGGUAGCGGCGCCGCCGGAGGCUGAAGAGGAGGAGAAGGAGGAGAAAGAGGAAGAGGAGACCGCGGCGGACGAAGCGGUCCCGGCGGACGAAGCUCGUAACGGGCACCCCGAAGCGCAGCCGGCCCUGGUGUCGGUGGAGGAGGAGGAAGAGGAGGAGCCCCGGGUUAACGGGGACGCGUCUCACGCCGAGACGGAGCGCAUCCCGCAGGUUAUUUGCUGCUCCGAGCCCCCUGUGGUGAAGACAGAAAUGGUGACCAUCUCGGACACCUUCGCCGCUCAGAAAACGGAGAUCUCCACGAAGGAGGUCCCGAUUGUGCACACGGAGACUAAAACCAUCACGUACGAGGCAGCUCAGUUGGACGGUAGUGGGGAUGCCGAGCCUGGUGUUCUGAUGACUGCCCAGACCAUCACCUCUGAGUCACUGUGUACCACCACCACCACACACAUUACCAAGACACUAAAAGGCGGGCUUUCAGAAACCCGGAUUGAGAAGCGCAUCGUCAUCACGGGAGAUUCUGAUAUUGACCACGACCAGGCGUUGGCCCAGGCUAUAAAAGAAGCCAAAGAGCAGCACCCAGACAUGUCAGUCACCCGGGUGGUGGUCCACAAAGAGACAGAGCUGGCGGAGGAGGGCGAGGACUGAGCGCCAGAGCUGAGGAGCCCAUGAAGUCCGCACUUUGUUCUGCGAGAGAAUUCCAGUCAGCCCUCGGAACAGAGCGUCACCUCGCUUUCUCCCAGAGGACCUUCAGAAGAUCCCCAAGGCCCGGCUGAAACGUUUCCGUGCUUUGCACUCAUUCCUUUUUUUUUUUUAAUCAUUCAGAAGAAGAACCACUUAGCUUACAUCCGUAGCUUUUUAUUAUUUGUUUUUUUUUUCGUGCUUUUUACAGUUUGUCUACCAUUAUUAAAACCAGAUAGGAUUACAAUGAAGUGGUCAUUUUUAUUGUUAAGUAGCAUUCACAUUCCUAGUGUGUACAGAAGGGUUGUGUGUUUUUUUUUUUUUUGAGAAACUACACUUAAAAAAAAAAAAAAAAAAAAAAAAGAAUAAUUGAUCCUUCUUCCUGAGUUCAUGCAAUUGGACACACAUAGUAUGACUGAGCGGGCAGAAUAGCUUUGGAACUGGUCGUUAUACAGUACCACGUAGUCUUUGCGUAAAUGUAUAUCAAUGGGGAAAAAAAGAGAUCAUCAAAUUCAUUUCAUUGGGUGCGUUUCCAAGGGACCAGCUUACGACGGAGCACUGUGUGAUGUAAGUUGCACUACAGUGCCAAUACAAUCUUCUAUGCAGUCAAACAAAACAUUCCACAUCUGGGAGGUGCUUUUUAAUCUACCUCCCUCUGAGAGAAAAAAUAAAAACGCGAAAACACUAAAAAAAAAAAACAACUUUUGAAACUCUAGGCAGCUUAAAAACUUUUUGCUUUUUCCAUAACUUUCUGGCACCAUUAAUCGGAUUUAUAUUUGUAGAAAACUUCUUUCUUUUUCUUUUUUUUUUUUGCUACCUUUUAAACUUGUCUUAAUCUGUAAACUGAUUUAGAUGUUAACGAGGUGGGUUCGUUUGCCCUUUUAAAUAUUUUUAAUAUAUUUCUUUCAGAACUUUUUUCGAGGACUAAAAGAAACACAGAAAAAAAGAAUGGCGACCCUUUUUAAUCUCUUCCCCCCCCCCCCCCCCCCCCCCUUUUAGGUAAUGGAGGCAGCUUCUCUGUGCUUAGCGCUCUUUAAAAUCUGACCGCCCUCGCCCCAAAACUCAAAUGAAGGUGUCAGUUUGCUCUUGGACCCUGUGUAUAGCAGAUAAUCUUAGAUUUUUAGCAGCUUGAAAGAUGUCUUGUGUUUUACCCCUCCACUGCCCCCUCCCCCACACACACCUCUAAGUGUAACACAGUUGAAAUAAAAGUUUGUUUAUUCUCUAAUUA
This is a messenger RNA of Anguilla anguilla (European eel), 4701 nucleotides long. RefSeq names its product erythrocyte membrane protein band 4.1 like 2 (gene epb41l2). Gene Ontology annotation, cellular component: cytoskeleton; plasma membrane. Gene Ontology annotation, biological process: cortical actin cytoskeleton organization. Bases 207 to 3440 code for a protein of 1077 amino acids. Lineage: Eukaryota; Metazoa; Chordata; Actinopteri; Anguilliformes; Anguillidae. The record is from RefSeq and is a predicted model, not a curated record. The transcript has 24 exons. Gene Ontology annotation, molecular function: actin binding; structural molecule activity.